GGGGGGACCGUCGGCGUGUGGGAGUAUUGCUUCGGAGUCCUCGGCCACUCGCUGGGGGUGGAUGAGAAUUGAAGAGGGAUCCGGCGGAAACUGAGCCUCCGAGGCCCGGGAUCCCAGCUGAUCCCGGGGGAAUCUCAGGGCGGAAUCUGCAGGGACAAAGGCCCCAGGAGGCUCGGGCCGUGGGAGAACGGGGGCCGCAGCAAUCCAGGUUUUCGCGGCCCAGGCAGGGCGCGAGUGAUCCGCGGGUCGCUGCGGCGGCAGCGGGAAGACACCCGUUCCCGGCAGCCAGGCGGGGGCGCCCUUACGCGCCCCAGGGCUCCGGCCCGUGGGCUACCGGGAGCCGCGGGCGGACCAUGAAGGGCGGAGCCCCACGGGAGGGGCUGGCCUUCACUCCCGGCUCCCCCGCUCCCCCCCCCACCCCAGGCUGGAGCCUGGGAUCCCCCAGGGACUCCCCGGAGCCGCCGCUUCCCCCAUGGACUUGCCCGGGGACUCCAGCCCGCCUGGCCGGCAGGGUCUGUGCCGCCAGCCCCUGGCUCGAGCGUUAUGGGGAGCCAGGAGCCCCAAACGGCCGAAGCUGCAGCCCCUCGGGGCCCCUUCGCCCUUGGAAAAAGCCUCUCGGCGAGUCCUGGCCGUGGUCCUGGAAGAUGUCAUGGCUGCCCACAUGGUCCCCCUGGUGCCCCAAGAGGAGAUCUCCACCCCACGGCACCGCAGCAACCGUCGGGAUUCUGUCCGCAGCCAUCCAUCUGCCUCGCCACCCCGACAGGCCACGUGGUCCCCACAAGCCAGGCCUCCCGACCCACUGCACUUAUGCCGAGAGCCCUUGAGCCGUGUGCAUCGGCCCCCUUCCACACUGAGGUGGCGAUCAAGGACAACACCUGGCCCAGAGGAGGGCCCUUCACAAAAGGUGGACCAGGCCCCCCAGCCCACUCUGGUGGUGAUGCUAGAGGACAUUGCCAGCUCCAGACCCCCAGCGGAGGGCUUUGCCGAUGAGACUCCCAACUUCAGCAUCCCAGCGAGAAGAGCUGAGCCAAGGAUGAUGGUUCACCAGCCAAAGCCUCCACCCAGGGAUGUGGAACCCCCAUUCCAGCCAUCUGCCCUGUCUGCAAACCCUCUGGAGAGCCCACCACCAGCCCCAGAUCCUGUUCUGGAGCUCCCAUCGACCCCACCGCCAUCCAGCCUUUUACGCCCCCGCCUCAGUCCCUGGGGCUUGGCCCCCCUCUUCCAUUCCGUCCGCUCCAAGCUGGAGAGCUUUGCUGACAUCUUCCUCACACCCAACAAAGCCCCACGGCCCCCGCCCCCAUCACCCCCCAUGAAGUUGGAGUUGAAGAUUGCCAUCUCAGAGGCCGAGCAGUCCGGGGCUGCUGAGGGCACUGCCUCUGUCAGUCCCCGGCCCCCUAUCCGCCAAUGGCGGGCCCAAGACCAGAAUCCCCCAGCACCUCUCCCUAAGCCCUCUCUGGGCCGAAGCCAAUCCUGCCCUGAUCUGGGGCCCCCUGGCCCAGAUACCUGCAGCUGGCCCCCUGCUCCACCCCACCCAAGCCGGCCACGGCCUCGGCGGCACACUGUGGGUGGUGGAGAGAUGGCCCGAGCCCCGCCACCCCCUCGGCCCUGUCUCCGGAAAGAGGUCUUCCCUCUUGGAGGAGUGGGAGGCUCUCCUCCCCUCGUCACAUCUUGCUCGUCUACCACGUCCACUUCUUCCUUCUCUGAACCUGCAGAACCCAGGUUGAGCUCAACCAAGAGGAAGGAGCCAAGGGCCUCAGAAGACCAGGUGUUUUCAGACCCCAAGACCAAGACCAUGGGAAAGGUUUCUCGGUUCAGAAUACGCAGGACGCCGGCCCGUUCUCAACCAAACCUUACACCAAUGGGGCUGCCUCGACCAAUCAGGUUGAACAAGAAGGAGUUCAGCUUGGAAGAAAUUUACACCAACAAGAAUUACCAGUCACCCACAACCAGGAGGACCUUUGAGACCAUCUUUGAGGAACCCCGGGAGCGCAACGGGACUCUGAUUUUCACCAGCUCAAGGAAGCUCCGGCGAACUGUAGAAUUUCGGGACAGUAGUCUUCCUCGAUCCCGGCGGCCAUCUCGCGGGGCCCGGGUUGCAGCUGGCAGGACCCUUACUCCCAAUCUGGCCCCCAGCCCAGAUGUAGGACCCCUGCUGCAGCAGCGACUGCAGGAGCUGGAUGCCUUGCUCCUGGAGGAGGAGGAAGGGGAUCGAGAGCGGCCCCAUCGGACUUAGAAGCUCCAUCUGUUUGUCCACCCAUCCUGGAGGGAGGGGAAGUCUCUGAGACAGUUAUAUUUUUUUCUCUGUGUUUCUAGUAAAGUUUUCGAUAUGUUUCUGAU
Messenger RNA from Eubalaena glacialis (North Atlantic right whale), 2337 nucleotides. RefSeq names its product proline rich 14 (gene PRR14). The record is from RefSeq and is a predicted model, not a curated record. Lineage: Eukaryota; Metazoa; Chordata; Mammalia; Artiodactyla; Balaenidae. Bases 473 to 2233 code for a protein of 586 amino acids. The transcript is spliced from 11 exons. Gene Ontology annotation, cellular component: nucleoplasm.